AUGUAGCCAGUGCCUUGGCGGAUUUAUUUCUCGGUCUUCUCCGAGGUGUUCUGGAUGAUGAUAGCGGUGAUAUGUCCGUGGUUGAAGCACCUGCUAAAGGUGACAUUGGUCGUGUGAAAGAUAUAGUUCGCCGAAAUCCAGACAAGGUAAAUGCAAAACAUGAGAACAAGACUGCGCUACAGUUGGCGUGUUACGAAGGAAAGAUGGAUGUUAUAAAGUUUCUGUUGGACAAUAAAGCUGAUGUUAACAUCAGUGAUGAUGAAGGCGGUACUGCCCUUCAUUUUGCUGCUUUUGGACAAGAGGAGGGAGCACUGGGACUGUUAUUACAAAAAGGAGCAAAGCUGGACAUGCAGAACAAGAAAGGGCAGACAAACCUACAUAUCACUGUAGGCAAGGGUUCUGUCCCUUGUACAAGACUGUUGAUCAAGCAUGGUGCCUCUGUUAACUUAAAGGAUGAGGAUGGUGACAGUCCAAUGCAUGACUGUAUUAUACAGAGACGCAAACAGAAUUAUCUUAUAGAUGCCAUAUUUAAGUCACCGAGACCAGACUUUACAGUGAGCAAUGGUAAGGGAUUUAACGUGCUACAGUGGGCCGCAUUGCAAGACUGUAGAAGGGCCGCUGAAAUCAUCAUAUCAAACAAGCCGUCUGUGAUUGACCUGAAAGUGCCGGAAGGUUUUACGGCUCUACAUAUCUGCGCUGCCAACGACCAUGUGGAAAUUGCGAGCGGUCUUUUGAAGGCUGGAGCAAAUAAAGAUACUCGCGACGGGAGUGGUAGAACACCACUAAUUGUAGCUGUCAGUCAAAAUCAUAAACGUACUGUGGAAUUACUGUUAACAUAUGAAUGUAAAGUCGAUGCACAAGAUAAUGAAGGCAAUACAGCCUUGCACGUGGCUCAAAUUAGUGGAGCACUGCCUGCUUCACUUGCAAGGUUGCUUGAUGUUCCAUUGGUGAAUGAUGAUACAGGCAUACAGAUCUCGUGCAUGUUGGUAGAGACACGUGCUAGUAUAUCUAUAACGAAUAAGAAAGGACAGACGCCGAUUGAUAUGUGUACUGAUGUGGCGACAAAGGAGUUCUUGAAAAGGUUAGCACAGACAGCUUCCACGAAAAAAUUGGAAACGUUACAACGUGGCGUUGUCUUGCCGACCCGUUGGGAUCAAAUGGACAGGUCCGUUCUUAUGAAGAGAAUACCACUAGACAUUACAAAUGGACUGCUCCAAAAGGAAUUUCAGGGUGUGAAAAACAAGUUUUGCAGAACGCUUCCACAAGCAAGGAUUAUAACAAUCGAACGAGUGCAGAACAAAUUUCUUUGGGAACAUUAUUUCUUCAAGCGAACCCAGAUGGAGACCUUGUAUGGUAAAGGUUGUGCCAACGAACUCGAUUUGUACCAUGGAACAGAGGGUGACAAGGUAGACCUGAUCUGUAACAGUAAUCUAGACCAUAGGCUGGCCGGCGAAAAAGUUGGAACAUUGUUCGGCCAGGGUUCAUACUUUGCGUCCGACGCCAAGUACUCGGAUGGGCACGCUUCUGCGGAUACAAAUGGGCACAAGUACAUGUUCCAGUGUAGGGUGUUGGCGGGGAAGUGGACGCACGGAGAUCCAAAGUACAAGAGGCCUCCGCCGGUAAAUGACAAAGAUCCAUCUCGGCUCUAUGACUGUUGUGUAGACAGCACGGACACGCCGAGAAUCUUCUGCCUGUUUGACAUGAAUCAAUACUAUCCGGAGUAUGUUGUUGAAGGGUCGAAAGAUGAUUUAAAGUUUACUUUAUCACGAAAACUCUUAAAACCAGUACACAUUCCCACCACACCGCCCCCGUACACCCCUCCUCUUCUCCCUUCUUCUUUUUACUUCGAGUUAGGUAGAGGUAGGGCAGCAGACAGCAAGUAUUAUGUGAUUGCAGAAGAAAAUACAGGUCUGGCAGAGAAGGAGGAACUUAACUUGACACGAGAGGUCAUGAUGAGAAAAGCUAUCAUUCUGCUACAGGAAUACAUACAGAAGUAUCCAGACAAGUUUCGACAGGAGAUUCACAAAUUCCAAGAUGAAGCUAACCUAGAUCGGCAGAUGAAAUCUUUGGGAUCUAGACGUAAGUUGAUUAGAACAGGACAGUUUGAACUACGAUGCAUCAAGUGUGAUCAUUUCAUAUGCUGGUCUGAUGAUGUCAAAAAAGUGCAAGAUUCCCACCAUGUUGUUAUUGAUGAGCAUUUGGCAGAGAGGGUAACAUUUAAUAAAUGUGGGUCAACCAGAUACCAGGAUGAGGCUAUCCAGAGAAACAAAAACACAAAGUAUGACACAACUCUUGAUAGUACACCAACCGGAAUAUUCGCUGUGGAUUCUAGUCAAGCACAGAAUUGA
This is a messenger RNA of Mercenaria mercenaria, 2348 nucleotides long. RefSeq lists its product as uncharacterized. Gene Ontology annotation, cellular component: cytoplasm. The transcript is spliced from 15 exons. Gene Ontology annotation, molecular function: protein binding; NAD+ poly-ADP-ribosyltransferase activity; ubiquitin-protein transferase activity. The record is from RefSeq and is a predicted model, not a curated record. Lineage: Eukaryota; Metazoa; Mollusca; Bivalvia; Venerida; Veneridae. Gene Ontology annotation, biological process: protein ubiquitination. The annotation marks the transcript as partial.